Molecule: messenger RNA, 1116 nt
Organism: Talaromyces rugulosus
Lineage: Eukaryota; Fungi; Ascomycota; Eurotiomycetes; Eurotiales; Trichocomaceae
Exons: 4
Coding region: 1-1116 (371 amino acids)
Biological process (GO): beta-D-galactose catabolic process via UDP-galactose, Leloir pathway
Cellular component (GO): cytosol
Molecular function (GO): UDP-glucose 4-epimerase activity
Source: RefSeq, a predicted model, not a curated record
AUGGUUGUUGGCUCAGUUCUCGUCACGGGAGGAACGGGCUAUAUUGGCUCCUUCACGGCCCUUGCUCUCUUGGAGGCUGACUACAAGGUUGUCAUUGCCGACAACCUGUUCAACUCGUCCCCAGAGGUCAUCAACCGCAUUGAAUUGAUCUCCGGCAAGAGACCCGACUUCUUCCAGGUCGACAUCACCGACUCUACCGGCUUCGACAAGGUGUUUGCUGCACACCCCGACAUUGACAGCGUCAUCCACUUUGCAGCCUUGAAGGCGGUCGGUGAGUCGGGUGAGAAGCCCCUCGACUACUACCACGUCAACGUCUAUGGCUCGAUCAACCUUCUCCGUUCCAUGCAGAAGCACAAUGUCUACAACAUCGUCUUUUCGAGCUCCGCCACCGUGUACGGCGAUGCCACUCGCGUCCCGAACAUGAUCCCUAUCCCAGAGGAGUGCCCUCUUGGCCCUACCAACCCUUAUGGAAACACCAAGUUUGCUGUUGAGACUGCCAUCACGGACUUUAUCAACGCCCAGCGAAACAACGCCACCAAGGCCGGCAACGCUGACGAGGCUGAGAAGUGGAACGGUGCCCUGCUCCGUUACUUCAACCCGGCCGGUGCUCACCCAAGUGGUAUCAUGGGCGAGGACCCUCAGGGUGUCCCCUACAACUUGCUUCCUCUUUUGGCCCAGGUUGCUACUGGCAAGCGUGAGAAGAUUUUGGUCUUUGGUGACGACUACGCCUCUCGCGAUGGCACCGCUAUCCGCGACUACAUUCACAUUCUCGACUUGUCCAACGGCCACUUGCGCGCCCUCAACUACCUGCGCGCCAACCACCCCGGCGUUCGCGCCUGGAACCUGGGAACCGGCCGCGGAAGCACCGUGUACGAAAUGGUCAAGGCCUUCUCUACCGCCGUCGGCCGUGAUCUGCCUUAUGAGGUUGCACCCCGCCGUGCUGGUGACGUGCUGGAUCUCACCUCGAACCCAACCCGCGCUGGCAAGGAGCUUGGCUGGAAGACUGAGCGUACCCUCGAGCAGGCCUGUGAGGAUCUUUGGCUCUGGACCAAGAACAACCCUCAGGGAUACCGCCAGCAGCCCCCCGCUGAGCUGCUCGCGGCUCUGAAGAAGUAA